Diachasmimorpha longicaudata is the source of this 1186-nucleotide messenger RNA. Its product is annotated as methyltransferase-like 26. The record is from RefSeq and is a predicted model, not a curated record. NCBI's taxonomy places the organism in Eukaryota, Metazoa, Arthropoda, Insecta, Hymenoptera, Braconidae. The coding region runs from base 149 to 817 and encodes 222 amino acids. The transcript has 3 exons.
CGUUGUCAUUUUAAACCGUUGAUUCUAACCUAUAAAAUCUCCGGGGACUCACAUUAUUGUUGUUUGAUUAUUAUUGUCAAUUGAUUGGUUGACUUCGGAAUGUUUAUUGAUUUAAAAUGAAGAAUGGGUAUGAAGUUUGCAGAUUACGAUGAUCAAUACUAUCCAUGCAGCUGCACAUCACAGGUCAGCAUCGUCAGCUGUGAAGAAGAUGAUCUACCCGGCAGCAGAUCGCAACAAGGACCCGAUAUUGCGAGUUCUGAAGAGGUUGAUCCGCCCUGGAGCGGAUCAAACCCUACUGGAGAUAGCAUCUGGAUCAGGUCAACAUACGGCUCACUUCGCUCCUCAUUUUCCGCAAGUAACAUUCUAUCCCUCCGAAUUCGACGCCAAUCUCCUGGGGAGCAUCAUUGCCCACACCCAGGACUUCAACAACGUUCAAGAGCCCCUACACAUCGACGUCUCCACGGACAGCAGCUCCUGGCCUGGUUUUCUGUUCAAGGAGAAAAGCCUGGACUAUAUCUACUGCGCCAAUAUGAUUCACAUAUCUCCACUGCAAUGCACGAUCGGGCUCUUCAAAAAUUCGGCAGUUCUUCUGAAACCUGAAGGACUGUUAAUCACCUACGGACCUUAUGCUGUCGAUGGGAAAAUCACUCCUGAGAGCAACGUCAACUUUGAUAGGUCUCUGAAGUCUCAAAACCCCGAGUGGGGCCUUCGGGACGUGAGGGAUCUGGAGAAACUCGCUCUCGAGAAUAAUAUCAAAUUAAUUGAAAUGGUUAAUAUGCCGGCUAACAACAUGACCCUGGCAUGGAAGAAAAUGUGAAGUCUGUUCAAUUAUUUUUGAAUUAAUGUAUUUACAUCGUCGAUCCAUCACGGAUAUUUCAGUAUUUUGGAAAAAUGGGGGGCAUAAUUAAAUAGAUAAAAUUAAUUGCGUUGUAGAGAUAAAAAUUAUGAGAUCUGAGGAGUAAUCUUAAUUAGCAGGAAUACAUUUUCGUAGACAAUAUAAAUUCAUCAAUACAAUUUUUUGAUUAUUAAUAAUUUACAUCCAUAAUCUCUGCACUGAUACGGGAAGUAAUUCAAUUGAAAUUCUGUUGAACGUAUUAUCUUUACAAUUUUACGUGUAGGUAAUAUGUAACGGAAUAGAAAGUCAUAUUUUCAGUAAACAAAAAUAUACAUGAUUUUUUAUUGAUUA